UUGUUUACGAUGAUGAUCGAUUUCUUCAAAACGUUAUUCAAGAUAAUUCAACAUCUUUAAAAGUACUUGAAGAGAUUGGAUUAAAUAGACAGGUUAACACAAACACAUUUAUUAGAUGUGCCGAAGAAAUUGCAACCAAAAUUAAAAAAAGUAAAGAAAAUAAAGAUAAUUCUUUUAAAUAUAUUAAAAGUUCAGCAAAAAAGGUUGUUUUCUACUUUUAUGAUCAUCAUGCUGAUUUAGAAUUCUCUCCAGAAGAAUGGAAUGAAUUAGUAAAUAUUAAAUUUGUUCCAAUUACAAAAUUUAAAUUUGGCCCAAAUAAAUUUUUAAAUGAUUUAUAUUCUCGUUAUUCUCUUUAUGGAGAAAGCUCUGAAAAUGAUUUAGAAUGUUUUAAACAUUUAUGCCAUCCAAAAUAUGUGAGUCUUGCUUGGACACA
Racocetra persica is the source of this 433-nucleotide messenger RNA. The record is from the annotation of a GenBank genome assembly. Lineage: Eukaryota; Fungi; Glomeromycota; Glomeromycetes; Diversisporales; Gigasporaceae.